AUGAGCCCAUCGACGUCCCCUUCACUGACUAACGGCCCGACCGUUCUGACGAAGCGAAAGCUAUACGAGCUGACGUUCAUCAUAUCGUACAAGCCGAUUGUAUUUUCCCCGUAUCUCGCCGAUCUUCUCGUGGCUGCAGAGAGAAAGAACCAGACGGCGCUCGCCACACUUGUGCACAAAGAACUUCCGGGUUUCAGGUGUGACUGCAAGCAAACGCCAUUCUGGGAGGCCACCAACUCGGCGUUUAUGGCGGUCGGGUGCGGGGAUGGAGACCCGGUGGAAUACAAUCCAGAGACGCACAGACAGAACUUCGCCGGCAUGUACGAGAUGGCGCCGACAGCGGCGCCGUUCUGGGACUGGCAUCAUCUGCGCUGCACUGAAUGGCGUGUGCGCCCGAAGUGGCGGUACACAGGCCUGCUCGCGGCGAAAGGCACGGCACACCCAAUGUUACUUAUCUCCCCACUGUACGACACCGUUUGCCCGCUCGCGCAUGCACAGGACGUGCACACGCGGUAUGCUGGAUCGGCACUCCUUGUGCAAGACUCUUACGGGCACUGUUCGACCUCGGCGCCUUCGCUGUGCACUGCGAAAUAUCUGCAGGCCUACUUACAAAAUGGAACGUUGCCGGAGGAAGGACCAGUGUGCAAGCCGGACGAGCUGCCGUUCAUAGGCAUGGUCAACGAGACUCGAGCAAGCACGAUGUCAGUGGAAGACAACGAGUUGCUGGACGCGAUCAGAGGACUUGGCGAGGGGAUUGCUACGUUUGGAGCGUGA
Laetiporus sulphureus 93-53 is the source of this 774-nucleotide messenger RNA. RefSeq lists its product as uncharacterized. The record is from RefSeq and is a predicted model, not a curated record. NCBI's taxonomy places the organism in Eukaryota, Fungi, Basidiomycota, Agaricomycetes, Polyporales, Laetiporaceae. The transcript has a single exon. The coding region runs from base 1 to 774 and encodes 257 amino acids.